Tarenaya hassleriana is the source of this 1694-nucleotide messenger RNA. Its product is annotated as aspartate carbamoyltransferase, chloroplastic. Gene Ontology annotation, biological process: 'de novo' pyrimidine nucleobase biosynthetic process; amino acid metabolic process. The transcript is spliced from 6 exons. Gene Ontology annotation, molecular function: aspartate carbamoyltransferase activity; amino acid binding. The record is from RefSeq and is a predicted model, not a curated record. Lineage: Eukaryota; Viridiplantae; Streptophyta; Magnoliopsida; Brassicales; Cleomaceae. The coding region runs from base 126 to 1277 and encodes 383 amino acids.
UGAAACAAAAUUCGCUCUGCAAUAGUACUCUUAAAACCUCAUUUCUCCGUAACCCUACGCCGCCGCCGCCACGUUCUGAACUGUUUCGCCGGAGAAUUUUCCUCCGCCGUAUUUUCCAUCGAACAAUGUCGGCAACCUUUUCUGCUGCCACACUUUGUGGGGCCUCGGCUUUUCCAAAAGCAUUUGCGUGCACCAGAGAGUUUUCAUGUCUUCACUCAAGUCCUUUUUGCAAUCCAACAAUUUGGUCUGCCUCUAGAGAUCAGAAGAAAAAUGUCUCUUUGAUGAAGGGAAUCAGGUGUCAUGCUAUCGAGGUCGAAACAAGGAUGUCAGCUCUGACCGGCAAGAAAUUUCAGCUCACCGAUGUGAUUGAAGGUCAACAAUUUGAUCGAGAGAUACUAGAUGCUAUAUUUGAAGUAGCCCGUGAAAUGGAAAAGAUAGAAAUGAGCUCUUCUCAAAGUCAGAUACUCAAAGGGUAUUUGAUGGCCACUCUUUUCUACGAGCCCUCCACCCGUACGAGGCUCUCAUUUGAAUCUGCCAUGAAACGCCUAGGAGGAGAAGUUUUAACAACCGAGAAUGCCCGAGAAUUUUCGUCAGCAGCUAAAGGGGAAACCCUCGAAGACACUAUCAGAACAGUCGAGGGCUAUUCAGAUAUAAUUGUGAUGCGACAUUUUGAGAGUGGAGCUGCUAGAAGGGCUGCUGCUACUGCCAAUAUACCUGUCAUUAAUGCGGGAGAUGGUCCUGGAGAGCAUCCCACUCAGGCUCUCUUGGAUGUUUAUACCAUCCAAAGAGAGAUAAAAAAACUAGAUGGCAUCAGUGUGGCGUUAGUUGGAGAUCUCGCCAAUGGAAGGACAGUUCGCUCACUUGCCUACUUGCUUGCCAAGUUUAACGACGUGAAGAUCUAUUUCGUCUCCCCUGAAAUCGUGAAGAUGAAGGAUGAUAUUAAGGACUACUUGACAUCAAUGGGGGUUGAGUGGGAAGAAAGUGCCGAUUUAACGGAAGUUGCGUCCAAAUGCGAUGUUGUGUAUCAAACCCGAAUCCAGAAAGAGCGAUUUGGGGAAAGGACCGACCUUUAUGAAGAAGCUCGUGGGAAGUACAUCGUAGACAAGGAUCUGUUAUCGGUGAUGCAGAAAAACGCUAUCGUCAUGCAUCCUUUACCAAGAUUGGAUGAAAUCACUGCAGAAGUUGACGCUGAUCCAAGAGCUGCGUACUUCAGACAAGCUAAGAACGGUCUGUUCAUUAGGAUGGCUCUUCUGAAGCUACUACUUGUCGGAUGGUGAGGAACAUCGCAGAGGAUCCGACAAUGAACUGAAACACUCACCCAUCCGAGUAAGUGGCAUAGACAACAAGUAUCAUCAACAAUACCUUGCAAGAACGAAGAAAGAAACUCUGGAAAUUAGGUCAUCGAAUCUUUUACUCGUGUUUGGGGAUUGUGUUAUGAGUGUCUUGGUGUCGGGUUUCUGGGAAUAAACAAGGUGGGAGUGAAGACCAAGAGAGGUAUUUGCACUUGCAAUAGCCAUAAACUCCAACACCAAAGGCUUUUGACCUUUGACCUAACGGGUUUAAGAGAGUUUUGCGCGUGUUUGAGGAUUGUGUUCUUUAGGUACUACACCAUAACUGCGUCACGUAAGACCGCAUGGGCAUGUUAGCUAACGGCCGUACUUUGUUUAUAAUAUAUAAGUUCACCGUGAUUUUAA